AAAUUUUAUCAAAUUUCAAGGACCCCCGUUGCCGGCGCUAGGGUACACUUCCCUAACCCGGAGGACGCCAUCGAGGUGUUCGUGGAUGGGUACCCGGUGAAAAUCCCCAAGGGCAUGACUGUCCUUCAGGCCUGUGAGGUUGCCGGCGUCGACAUUCCCCGCUUCUGUUACCACAGCCGCCUCUCCAUUGUCGGUAACUGCCGCAUGUGUCUUGUCGAGGUCGGGAAGUCUCCCAAGCCUGUUGCUUCUUGCGCCAUGCCUGCUCUUCCUGGAAUGAAAAUUAAGACCGACACACCUGUUGCAAAGAAAGCUAGAGAAGGAGUGAUGGAGUUUUUAUUGAUGAACCAUCCACUAGAUUGCCCAAUUUGUGAUCAAGGUGGGGAAUGUGAUCUUCAGGAUCAGUCAAUGGCUUUUGGUUCUGAUCGUGGUCGGUUCACUGAAAUGAAGAGAUCUGUGGUAGAUAAGAACCUUGGACCUUUGGUGAAGACCGUGAUGACUCAUUGCAUUCAAUGUACAAGGUGUGUUAGGUUUGCAACAGAGGUUGCUGGGGUUCAGGAUCUUGGCAUGUUAGGUCGUGGCAGUGGAGAGGAGAUUGGGACAUAUGUUGAGAAACUUAUGACAAGUGAACUUUCUGGAAACGUGAUAGAUAUCUGUCCUGUUGGAGCACUCACGUCGAAACCUUUUGCUUUUAAAGCCCGAAAUUAGGAAUUGAAGGGAACAGAAAGCAUUGAUGUUACUGAUGCCGUUGGAUCCAAUAUUCGAAUUGACAGCAGAGGACCUGAAGUCAUGCGUAUUCUCCCUCGUCUAAAUGAGGACAUAAAUGAAGAAUGGAUUUCAGACAAGACCCGCUUUUGUUAUGAUGGUUUGAAGAGGCAGAGGUUAAAUGACCCUAUGAUUCGUGGUCCUGAUGGACGUUUUAAGUCUGUCAGCUGGGCCGAUGCCCUUGCUGUGGUAGCUGAGGUUGCCCACAAAGUUGAACCAGAAGAAAUUGUUGGAAUAGCUGGCAAACUUUCCGAUGCUGAGUCCAUGAUUGCACUAAAAGAUUUUGUAAAUAAGAUGGGAUCAAAUAAUGUGUGGUGUGAAGGCAUUGGUGAAAAUACUAGUGCAGAUUUGAGAUCGGGAUAUAUUAUGAAUACUAGCAUUGCUGGUCUUGAGAAUGCAGAUGUCUUUCUGUUGGUUGGUACCCAGCCAAGGGUGGAAGCUGCUAUGGUUAAUGCCAGAAUACGCACGACUGUCAGAGCAACUCAAGCCAAGGUUGGGUACAUCGGUCCUGCUACUGAUUUCAACUAUGACCACCAACAUCUUGGUACUGGCCCCCAAACACUACUUGAAAUUGCUGAGGGCCACCACCCAUUCUCCAAGACUAUAUCAAAUGCCAAAAACCCUGUUAUCAUUGUUGGUGCUGGAAUCUUCGAGAGAAAGGACCAGGAUGCAAUUUUUGCAGCUAUUGAAACCAUUGCAAAACAAAGGAAGGUUGUCAGACCUGAUUGGAACGGCCUUAAUGUAUUACUUCUUCAUGCUGCCCAGGCUGCUGCACUUGACCUUGGACUUGUGCCUCAAUCUGAAAAAAGUCUCGAGUCUGCAAAAUUUGUAUAUUUGAUGGGUGCCGAUGAUAUAAACUUGGACAAGAUCCCAGCUGAUUCUUUUGUUGUUUAUCAAGGUCACCAUGGUGACAAGAGUGUUUAUCGUGCCAACAUCAUUUUGCCAGCUGCAGCAUUCAGUGAGAAGGAAGGAACCUAUGAAAAUACUGAAGGAUGCACUCAACAAACUCUGCCUGCAGUUCCAAGUGGUGACUCCAGGGAUGAUUGGAAGAUAAUUCGGGCUCUGUCUGAGGUGUCUGGAAUCGAUUUGCCCUAUGAUUCAGUUGGUGCUGUUCGUGCUCGAAUCAAGAUUGUAGCCCCAAACCUACUGCGCCAAGAUGAGAGAGAACCAGCUACAUAUAUUACAAAUUUUUUUUAAACAGGUGGUUUCAUAGAGAAGGGGUCU
Messenger RNA from Arachis ipaensis, 1986 nucleotides. NCBI's taxonomy places the organism in Eukaryota, Viridiplantae, Streptophyta, Magnoliopsida, Fabales, Fabaceae. The record is from RefSeq and is a predicted model, not a curated record.